This is a messenger RNA of Ascoidea rubescens DSM 1968, 357 nucleotides long. RefSeq names its product ubiquitin-related modifier URM1 (gene URM1). The coding region runs from base 1 to 357 and encodes 118 amino acids. NCBI's taxonomy places the organism in Eukaryota, Fungi, Ascomycota, Saccharomycetes, Ascoideales, Ascoideaceae. The record is from RefSeq and is a predicted model, not a curated record. The transcript has a single exon. Gene Ontology annotation, biological process: tRNA thio-modification; protein urmylation. Gene Ontology annotation, cellular component: cytoplasm; nucleus. Gene Ontology annotation, molecular function: protein tag activity.
AUGAAGGUCACUGUUGAAUUGCUAGGCGGCUUGCACCAGAUCUUCACCUUUGGCGCCAAAAUCGUCGACGUCAACGUCCUGGAGGAGGCCGAGCUCGGGGCACUUGUCGAGACGUUGUGCCUCUCCCUCAGCUCCAGCUUCUCCAACUGCUCGCCCUCUCUCGCAGACCCUGUGUAUCGCACCAGCCUUGCUCGCUUUGUCGACUGCGAGCAUCUACAGCUCACCGGCGAGUACAAGAUCAUUCCAGGCAUCAUGGUCCUCAUCAACGACGUCGACUGGGAGUUGUUUGACGAGGAGGAGACUGUGCUCCAUCCCAACGACGUUAUCACCUUCACCUCCACUCUCCAUGGUGGCUAG